AUGUCGCGGUCUUCAACAUCAGCCAAACCAGCCCAAGACUUCACAGACAUCCUGUCACAGCAGCAGCUGAAAUCCAUGUCUGAUCUCGACAAAGAAGAAGAAGCGCGGCUGGCAAAGACACAUCGUGCCAAGGCUGUGAAGAUGGGUGUGGGGAUUUGUCGUACCAAGUCGAAGAAUGAGGCUAGGGGAAAGAAGAACGAGGAGGCUAAGUAG
Alternaria viburni is the source of this 213-nucleotide messenger RNA. RefSeq lists its product as uncharacterized. The transcript is spliced from 2 exons. The coding region runs from base 1 to 213 and encodes 70 amino acids. The record is from RefSeq and is a predicted model, not a curated record. Lineage: Eukaryota; Fungi; Ascomycota; Dothideomycetes; Pleosporales; Pleosporaceae.